Messenger RNA from Dendronephthya gigantea, 2934 nucleotides. Its product is annotated as dapdiamide synthesis protein DdaC-like. Lineage: Eukaryota; Metazoa; Cnidaria; Anthozoa; Malacalcyonacea; Nephtheidae. The record is from RefSeq and is a predicted model, not a curated record. The transcript is spliced from 3 exons. The coding region runs from base 235 to 1428 and encodes 397 amino acids. Gene Ontology annotation, molecular function: oxidoreductase activity.
AACAUGUAGAUGUUAGAUAACUAGAUUUUUGGCAAGUUAACCUAUUAUAUCUGUACGUGUGGUGUAAAUCGACCCAAAUCAAAUGCCUGAAUAUUGUAGUAACCGUGAUCUAAUGGAUCGAUCUCUGAAAUAGAUAUUAAAUUACAGACAUGAAUAUUUUGGCACCCUGUGGCUGUGGUGAAUUCAUGCAACGUCGUCGCUAGUUUAUUGUAGUUGGUUUAAAUUUGUGAUUUCAUGGCGACUCGGUUCAUGAACCGACUAAAUAUGAGCAAGCUGCUUGUUUUAAGAGCUAGAGUUGUAUUUAAAUACAAAUAUUCAUCUUCUCCAAGAAGCGCAAGAUGUCUCCAUAUGGGCGAAUAUUUCACUCGUGGACGCUUGAGUGAUAUCGAGCUACAGACACCAGUGCCCUUGGCUGGAAGGAAAUAUUUAGCAAGUUCAACAUCACCCGGCUUUCCAAAAUAUCUUUCAGGACCAAAAGAUGACUUUCCAAUGUUGGUUAAAGCGAAGAAAGGUGAGCAGACAAGUAUGAAACACUGGGCAUUGAGAUCAAGAGAGAUUAUUGAUCAGGCAUAUCAAAGGUACGAGAAGGAUGGUACAGCAGUCGCUUUAUUGUUCCGUGGUCUUCCAAACUCGGGUGGAAAGGAUUUCUCAGAAUGGGUUAACAAUUUGGGUUUUGAACCAUUUUCCUAUGUCGGAGGAACAACCGCCAGAAAUGAGAUUGAACUAAACGUUGACCAGGGAGCUUUGGAUGAAAAUGUUAUAACUAUUGAAACUCAUAAUGAGAUGGCUUACUCCAACAGAUUUCCUAAGAUCUUCACAAUAAGUUGUUUCAACAAAGCUCACUGGGGUGGAGAGACUGCAAUUUGUGACAAUAGAGAUUUCUCCGCGAAAUUGGAUCCAAACUUUGUUGAAAAAUGCAAAGAUAGAAAAAUCCGUUACUGGAGUUGUCUUCACAGCGAAGAUAGCGACAAAAAUCUUUACCAAAGUUGGCAAAUGCGUUUUAGAACCAAGGACAAAGGCGAAGUUGACGAGUUCAUGAAAUAUCGUCAGUAUAAUUUCUUCUGGGAAGGAAACACGUUGUUUUACUGGGAUAAUGUAUCACCGACUCUGAAGCACGUGAAAAGUGGCGAAGAAUUGUGGUUCACCCAGAUUGGAACGAGCCAUUGUACUUAUUUUAUAAACACUCCACAAUACGAGGGCCUGCCGGAAAUGCCGAACAAGGAGUACCCGACUCACACCACGUACGGUGAUGGAGAGGAAUUUACAUCGUACGAAAUUGACAAUUACAGACGUUGUAAGUGGGAAAAUGCUGUUGCAUUUGACUGGCAAAACGGUGAUAUUCUUUUUCUUGAUCAGAUGAUUGUUCAACAUUCCAGAUUAAGUUUUGAGGGGGAAAGAAAAGUCGGUGUUAGUCUUUUGGAUUACUAGCAGUGGAUGAUCUGUUUGGAUUAGUCUGUGCUAAUAUGUUUAGGAUUUAUAGUCGCUCUAUUAAUAAUAGCCAGAAUUCGCGGACAUUUGAGUAUGACACACCAAAUCAUCAACAGAAUCCAACCUUAUGCAUCUCUUCAAUCGUUAUGAUUUCAUAAGUAUCAGUUAUUACUAUUUUAAAUUUUUCGUACGUAUACAUACGUGCAAAAAACGCGACAGUGGAAGGAAACCUAACUUUUGCUGGUAUAUGUUUCUGUAGAUUUUCCAUUUUUAAUUCAUUGUUUACAAAUAUUUUGUAACGUAUAACAUAUUCAGAGACCAACGUUAUAAACGGCUAAAACUUUAGCUUUCAAAAGCAGGAAGAAUAAGAAUAGAAAUUUUUACAAAUCUACCUGAAAAUAUUUUGAGUAACUUAAUUGUUCUGCAACUUGCAAUCGAGGAAAAAGCUUCUUUUUCAAAGGCAUUCGAGAAAUUCCCUUUUAGCCCGAAUCGGACUAGCGAUCAUCUGACAAACACCGCAUUCUAAAUUACUAACUGAAUAAUAUGCGAAAGAUGGUCAAUGGCCAGCAGCAAUUUGAAAACUAACAAGAACGAAUAGCGUAGCCAGCCAGUUGAUUUGCCCCACUAUGCUAAUAUUUUAGUGUUCUCUGACUAAGAAAACAAUAGAUUUCUAAAGACAUGAAUAAUUAUAAUAACUCGAAAUUUACAUAGCGGGACAAAAUCGUCAGGAUGGCUACGCCACUGAAUACCCAAACUACAAACUGUCAGUUUCAGCGUGACAUGUAAGUGUUUGGUACAUAUACAGGCCGCCUUUAAUGAACUUGAUUUAUUUCUGUGCAAAUGUGAUCUUGACAAUAAAGAACUUAAGAUUGUAGUAGAUAUGAACUGCGACUUUUCUUAAGCAGUUCCAGGCUCUCAUACGCGGAGACUCCCACUGUCAUGCUCUUUAUAUUCAAUUAGACCAAAUCAAGGAACGCAGAAUCGGCAACAUUUGCAUGUCGACCUUUUCUUGACAAAUCAAACUGAGAAUAUAACGAACUCAGACGUGAUACAUCUUGCAUAAAGAUUUUGAUGAAAACGAUAUCAUUCAUACAUCGCAACUUCUUUGGGAUAUUGUGCACCAAUUUGACAAUACUGCUUUAUCUGGCAUGUUUGCAGAUCCCUUUUUCUGGCGAUACUUGAUUGGCAUGCGCCUAUUCGGUGUAAGCGAAUAAGAGGCAGCUCGGUGCCUUGGAUAACAUCUGAUGCAUCUGCAAUAAUAUAAAACACGCAUCUACGGCACAUUGAAAUAAAUAUAAAUUAGAACAAAACAAGGUCAAUGCUGCAAUGAGAAGCGCUAAAAAAGCUUAUUUAAAUUUAUCUUCGCUCUCAAGGCUAGCCACUGUAGCUGAUUCGUCUAUGACGCGCUAGGCGUGUGGAAAUGCAUACUUUGUUUCUCACUGAGACGUAACGGUUAGGUGCACAUACAUCAUGGUCUCUAUGGGGGCCGUAGUGCAUCUCCCCCUU